AUGCUGAUAACUUUGACAUCUACUGCAGAUACAGCACGGGCCGUGCUCGCUGUCUUACGAGACAGCAUCAAUAACGGUACCGAUCUAUCGCCAGUCACACUCUUGUCUGGGCACACUUUGACCUACAGGGAGCUUUUCCAAUUGAUCCAAUCACGCGACCCUGCCUGGGAGUCAAACCCAGUGACCUUUUCGGAAGUCCUUAGGGACAUAGUUGAAUCCAAGGAGAAUGGUCCCGGUUUACCCUUCCACCAGAUGAGGAUCCUUGGAUUUACGAAUGCAAAUCACAACCCCAGGGAGGAGGCCUUAGAAUGGGGCACUGGUGUUCUCCAAGGGCUGCGCGCCACUCCUGUUAAGGAAUUUUUGGACCAGUCAGAAGCUAGUAAGGACAGAUGA
Molecule: messenger RNA, 393 nt
Organism: Aspergillus affinis
Lineage: Eukaryota; Fungi; Ascomycota; Eurotiomycetes; Eurotiales; Aspergillaceae
Exons: 1
Coding region: 1-393 (130 amino acids)
Source: RefSeq, a predicted model, not a curated record